Laetiporus sulphureus 93-53 is the source of this 1575-nucleotide messenger RNA. RefSeq lists its product as uncharacterized. Gene Ontology annotation, biological process: transcription elongation by RNA polymerase II; positive regulation of transcription elongation by RNA polymerase II. The transcript is spliced from 5 exons. The record is from RefSeq and is a predicted model, not a curated record. Gene Ontology annotation, molecular function: RNA polymerase II C-terminal domain phosphoserine binding. Lineage: Eukaryota; Fungi; Basidiomycota; Agaricomycetes; Polyporales; Laetiporaceae. The coding region runs from base 1 to 1575 and encodes 524 amino acids. Gene Ontology annotation, cellular component: Cdc73/Paf1 complex; nucleus.
AUGUCUUCUCUUGCUGGCGCGCUGGAUCUGCCCUCGGCAUUGCAAGAAACCAAGUACCAGCCACCCUUGGACGACGUCGCAAUGAGUGAACCAGCGCUGGGCUCAGAGAAUGGCCACACAGACGUUAACGUCAAGGAUGAGGACAUGCACGAUCUUUUCGGUGAGGCGGAAGGUAACGACGUACACGUUGUCACACACGACGAGGUCGCGACUCCGGCAUCAUCGGAGCACGCCGAACAUCUCGAUGGCUUGUCUUCACUAGAAAGAAGGCAUAGGGAGGCUAUGGAGUAUGCGGAAGAGGACGGGGAGGGUGGCGAGCCAAUAGUUCAGCAAGUCCUCGAGGCGAACGCUGCCAUACCCAACAUACCUGUCCCACGAAGCUCGGAUGGAAAUUAUUGGGUGAUUCGCAUGCCAAAUUUCGUCAAGGUUGAUUCAAACCCCUUCCAUCCCGACACCUACAUAGGUCCUGAGCAAGAGGACGAAGAAACGCAACAAGCCGAGAGCGUUGGUGAGAAGAGCAUGACUAUCAAGCUCAAAGUCGAAAACACAGUGCGAUGGCGAUGGGUGAAAGACAAGAAUGGCCAGGACUCAAACAGCCGGAUAGUUCGUUGGUCUGAUGGGACUCUCAACCUGCAAUUGGGCAAGGAGCUCUUUGACAUCACACAAACAAUCGACACUUCCGGUGCAAUUCCACGCCAAUCCUUUGGCAGCAGCCAACAGCCUUCGCAGACCGUCAUCUCGUCCUCGCAGACCACACCCGGCAAAUCGCAGGGCCUCACCUAUCUCGUCGCACAGCACAAGCGCGCCGAGAUCCUGCAGUGCGAGGCGCUCAUCACGGGCUACAUGUCGUUGCGCCCGACGGGCUACAUGUCGUUGCGCCCGACGGGCAUGCAGUCCGAGACGCACCGCAUGCUCGUGCGUGCGGUAGGGCAGAAGCACAACAAAGUCGCGCGGCUGCGCAUGGCGCCGGACCCGACGAUGGACCCGGAGCGCGAGAAACUGGAGCUGAUGCGCCAGGCGGCGCGCAAACCUCGCAAGCCGCGCGGCGAGGACGACGGGCUCGGCGGCCCGCGCAGGAGGCGGACAGGCUAUACGAGGAAGCGCUCCGGGGAAGAUAUGUGGUCAGAAGACGAGGAAGAGGGCGUAUUUGGCGGGCGGUCGGAGGAUGAGUAUGGUGAGGAGGGUGCGAGCGGGAGGGUUGGGAGGAAGCGGAAGGCAGACAAUUAUUUUCUUGUUGCCGACUCAGAUGAGGAAGUCGACGCUUACGGCGAGUCAGACGAAGAGGCCAGUAGACGGAAGAGCACGCGGCGCAGCCGGGUGGAGGAAGAAGAAGGUGAAGAAGAUGACCUGGAGAAGCUCGAGGCGCAGCUCAACAAGAGGAGGAGCGCAAGCGAAAAAGAGUAUCGAGCGGGAAGUCGCAGGAAGAAGGUGCUGUGGACGAGGGACGAGGGACGAAGAGAAGAGGGCAUGGACGUGGAAAGCGAGGAGGAGGACGAGGAGUUUGGGGUGCGCCGUCGUACCACAUCCGGCGGGCGUAAGAGGAGGGCUAUCGGGUUCGACGAGGAAGAGGAGUAG